This is a messenger RNA of Triplophysa dalaica, 958 nucleotides long. Its product is annotated as histone H2B-like. Gene Ontology annotation, molecular function: DNA binding; protein heterodimerization activity; structural constituent of chromatin. The record is from RefSeq and is a predicted model, not a curated record. Gene Ontology annotation, cellular component: nucleosome. NCBI's taxonomy places the organism in Eukaryota, Metazoa, Chordata, Actinopteri, Cypriniformes, Nemacheilidae. Bases 161 to 535 code for a protein of 124 amino acids. The transcript has a single exon.
AUGAGCUGACCAAUAAACACAUUUUAUGGGUUCGGCCGACGAAGACACGCAAUCAGACAACAGGCUCCGUUACGCUAAACAUUUGCAUGCGGGAGUGAAUAAAUACCCCUGUGCAGUUAGUGUCAUUUAUUAUUAGUCUUGACUUCAUACGAGCACUAUCAUGCCUGAACCAGCCAAACCCGCGCCCAAGAAGGGCUCUAAGAAGGCCGUCACCAAGACCGCCGUCAAGGGAGGAAAGAAGCGCAGAAAGUCCAGGAAGGAGAGUUACGCCAUCUACGUGUACAAAGUGCUCAAGCAGGUCCACCCCGACACCGGCAUCUCUUCCAAGGCGAUGGGCAUCAUGAACUCUUUCGUCAACGACAUCUUCGAGCGCAUCGCCGGUGAGUCGUCUCGUCUCGCGCACUACAACAAGCGCUCCACCAUCACGUCGAGAGAGAUCCAGACCGCCGUGCGUCUGCUGCUGCCCGGUGAACUCGCCAAACACGCCGUGUCCGAGGGCACCAAAGCCGUCACCAAGUACACCAGCUCCAAGUAAAGCGCCGCUUUCAUCCGCCGCACACAAAGGCUCUUUUAAGAGCCACACACUUAUUCCUUUAAAGAGAUUCUCAUGUUUGUAAGCAUUUACUGUGUAUGUGUAUUAUCAUUUAGAUUAUGACGCGACAUACGGCGUUUGAAAAUUUGACCAACUGUUUUAUCAUAAAGAACAUGCUUUAAAGUAAAUGUAAAGGUCUGACUUUGGUUAUUGUUGCGCGAUUAUCGCAGAAUGUGGCGGUAUUGUACCGGAUAUAAACUAUCAGAGUUCGGUCUUCAGCUGCUUUAAGGCUGAAAUACACUACAAGACUUUUGCUCAGUUUUCAGUCUGGACUUGUUACAGAAAGUCUGUGUCAGUCUGUAGAUUUGAUCAGUUUGUGUGUUUUUAUCUGAAACUUUAAUAAAGUCUGAAAGUGUUUGAUGUCUA